AUGCCCUUGCCUCUUCUUCGUGUUCGUACAAAACCAGCUAAAAGGUAUCAAAGUUCUUUACCUAUUACCCAUAAGUUACUAGCAAACAAAUCAAAUGAACAAUCAAAUCAUUUAAGUAAUUUAGAAAAUUUAAAUAAAUAUUCAAAUGAUAAUGAUUUAAGUGAUUCAGAACAAUAUUCAAAUAAAUCAAAUGAACUAGAUCAAUAUUCUAGUGAGACAUACCAAUACUCAAGUGAAUCAGAUAAAGAUGUAGAUUGGGAGAUUAGUGAAGAGGAAUAUUUUCUAGAUAACUAUGAAAACUAUUUACAUGAUAAUGAUAAUGAUUUGACGAAUUCAGAUAAUAACAAUACUGCUGAAGAAAUAGAACAGAUUAAUGAAAGACAAUUACUCAGAGCUGAUUCACUUGUUCUAUAUCAUGGGCUUCCCGAACACUUGCGUAGUAAUAAUAGAAAAACACGUGAAAUGGGUAUAGAACUUUGGCUUGUUGAAGGGCAAGAAUAUUUGAUUAUACCUGAAAAUAUUACUUCAAUUAAUGUUUGGCUAAAGAAUCUUAAUAGGCUAGCAGAAUAUGAAUAUUUUGUAACUGAAAUAUUAUAUAGCUUUAAUGGUUGGUGGCAUAUUCGUGAUCUUAUCAAAAAGCACAAAGCUCCUUAUGAAUAUAUACCUAUCCCACCAUUACCACCACGUCCAAUGCCUAUUAAGAAG
Dentiscutata erythropus is the source of this 705-nucleotide messenger RNA. Lineage: Eukaryota; Fungi; Glomeromycota; Glomeromycetes; Diversisporales; Gigasporaceae. The record is from the annotation of a GenBank genome assembly.